CUUUCCUAAUUCUGACUCACGAUCUUCUGUAUUAUUAGCAUAUUCAAAUUUGAAUUCUGAUAAAAAUCCACCUUGUUUUUUUCACAGAUACAUAAUAAAAAAUAUGUCUAUUAUAUAUCUGUGGUUUUUUCUCUAUAACUUUUGAGGUUAUGAUCUAGUGUACCCAUCUGAUAGUAAGAUAUGAUGCAUGUGCCAUUAUUUUAAAAUUCAAUUGUUGAUUGCUUCAUAUUCUUGUUAUCCUUCAUUAUUAUUUAAAAUUUUAGUAUAUGAAUAAAACUAAAAAUAAUAAUCAAAAUUACAUUAAAUUAUUCUAACAUGAAGAAUGUAUCUGAAGAAACAGAUUCUGAAUUAGACAAAUGUUUAAUAUUUGGAAAUUCACAAUUAAUAUUAAAAAAGUUUUCUAGUGAAGGUAGUAAUGUAUAUGACAUUUUGAAAGAUGUUAUAGAAGGGAAUUAUAUCAAAGUUUUGCAAAAUGAAUUAUUUUUGCACCUGUACAAAGAAAUAAAGUCGUUAAUUCAAUCUACAAAUUUUGGUUUUAUUAUUAUUAAAUAUUUGAAUGAUUUUUUAUCAAGUAAUCCAACAAGAAAUGAAGAAGUUUUUAUGAUUGGUCAAGCUUGCUAUCAAUUAUUUUUACAAAUUAAUUGGACUGGGCCUCAUUUAUCAACAUUGGACCUAGAUGUCUGGGGAACUAGUUGUGAAGUUAUUGAAAGUUUAGUAAAUGAUAUUGAUUGUAUAUCAAGAAAAGUUUUAAAUCCUGAACUAUUAGCCAUAGCUUAUGCAGUUUUCAGUUGUGAUAAAAUAAUGACAAAUACUAGACUUUGGUGGAAAAUUAGAAUGCUUUCAACUCUGCAAUCAUUGUUGAUUGACUUGUCACAUGAUAUAAAAAUAACUAUCGAAGAAUCUUUUAAAAAAAUUGAGAAUGGAGAAUGGACUAUUAAAGAAGAAGAAGUAUUAUAUCGUUUAGAGCAAUGUAAAAUUUAUCUUUCUCACUAUGGAAAUAUUUCUAAAGCUUCAUCAUCUUUAAAUAAAGCAAUGACUUUAUUGGGAUUACAACAUUCACUUGUUGGGGCAAUGGGCAAAAGAACAAAAUAUCAAGUGAAAGAAUUUGCACAAUUAACUCUAAAUGUUCUAUCUAAAGAUAUAGAUACUAAUGAGCAUCAUUAUUGUGUUGAUCACCUUUGUAAUACUUUACCAACGGAUUGUCUUUUGGAUGAUGAAAAUCGGUUAAAUGAUAUAAAAUUUUCAAAUGAAGUCUGUGGUCAAUUUCCAACACUAAACAGUCUUCAACAAGCUGCAAUAUUAAAUUCACUAAUGUUAGAGCAAAAAAGUAAACCAAAAGAUGAUUUACAGAAAGAAGAACUUCAACCUUUUAUUAGAUGUCUAUUACAACAAAAAUCUGUAUGGAGUAUUCACGUUUCUGCACUACUUCAACGAUCUUUACUUGAAUCAGAUAAUAGAAGGUCUGUUCAACGGGCAAUGCAACAGAUUGAAACCUUAAUCAGCAGUAUAAAUAUGAAGACCCCAUUAAUAAUUGAUCGUUUGUAUUUAUUUCAUUGUUCAUUUGUUACACCUUCUUGGCAAUUACAAGCUUAUCUUGGUAAUCUUUUUCUGUCAAUCGGAGCGAUUCAAAGUGCUCUUGACUGUUUUUUAGAAUCAGAUAUGUGGGAAGAAUGUGUUGCUUGUUAUAAUGUUCAAGGUUUAAAACAUAAAGCAGCUGAAAUUCUCGAAAAAGAACUGAAGUCAGAAAAUAUGACUAAAGCUAAGCAUAUUUUGAUUUUAUGUCUUCUUGGUGAUGCUACAGAUAAUAUAUCAUUAUACGAGGAAGCUUGGAAAAUAUCUGACUUUCGUAGUAGUCGAGUUCAGAAACAUUGGGCAUUUUAUUAUUACUCUAGAAAAGAAUAUGAAAAAAGUAUUGAACAUUUUAAAGCAUCAUUGAAAAUAAAUUCUUUACAAGAUCAGUUAUGGUUUAGAUUAGGAUUUGCUUGCAUGACAGAAGAAAAAUGGGUAGAUGCUUCAGAAGCAUACAGGAGAUACUGUGAUUUAGAAAAUGAUUGUUUUGAAGCAUGGAAUAAUUUAGCAAAAUGCUACAUUAAGAAUGGUCAAAAAUCUAGAGCUUAUUAUGCCCUCAAAGAAGCUGUUAAAUGUAAUUAUGAAAAUUGGAUGGUUUGGGAUAAUCUAAUGGUUGUUAGUGUUGAUUGUGGAUGCUUCGAAGAGGCUAUAAAAUGUUAUCAUAGACUUAUUGAUUUGAAAAAUAAACAUGUUGAUUUGGAGGUUUUACAAAUUUUAGUUAAUGCUGUACAAAAUGAUGUUAAAGAUGAAAAUAAUAGACCUGUAUCAGAUCAUAAAAAAAGUUUAUUGCAACUUUUUGGUAGACUUACUUCUCAGGUGCAAAAUGAUGGCAAAAUCUGGAAAUUAUAUGCUGAUUUAGAAGCUAGUAAUUCUUGCCCAAAUAAAGAAAUAGCUGAUAAAGUAUUACAUCAUUUCCAGUGUGCUCAUCGUUUUACAACUCAAGGAAACAAAUGGGCUCAAAAUACAGAUGUGUGUCUAUCUGUUAUAUCUUUAUCAAUGGAAUUAGCGAAUGCUUAUGUAAGUUGUUUUAAUAAUGUAGAAAAUGUGGAGCAGAAACGAAGAUAUCUUUCCUCAGCAAAACUUAUGUUAGUUUCUGUAUUGUCACAAAUAGAAAAAGAACAGGGAAUAUUAGAUGGUGUUAAAGAAGACUAUGAAAAAUUAAAGAAUGAAUUAGAUCAAAUUAAACUACGACUUGCUACAGAACUAUAACAUUUUUAUUUUGUAGUUUAUAAAGAAAUAUAUUUAUAUAUAUUGGAA
Messenger RNA from Daktulosphaira vitifoliae (grape phylloxera), 2826 nucleotides. RefSeq names its product tetratricopeptide repeat protein 27. Gene Ontology annotation, molecular function: protein binding. The record is from RefSeq and is a predicted model, not a curated record. The transcript has 17 exons. NCBI's taxonomy places the organism in Eukaryota, Metazoa, Arthropoda, Insecta, Hemiptera, Phylloxeridae. Bases 316 to 2778 code for a protein of 820 amino acids.